Adineta steineri is the source of this 690-nucleotide messenger RNA. The record is from the annotation of a GenBank genome assembly. Lineage: Eukaryota; Metazoa; Rotifera; Eurotatoria; Adinetida; Adinetidae.
AUGUCGAUUAUAAUGAAAUUUGAAUAUUUACCAAAUGAAAUAUUAAUGAAAUGUUUUCAAUAUCUGAAUGCAACAGAUGUUAUUUAUUCAUUUAAUCAAUUAAAUUAUCGUUUUUCAAAGCUUAUUCGAAAUAGUCCAUUACAUCUUUCAUGUUCUCAAUAUCAACAAUCUUUAUUUGAUAUUUAUAAACAUAUGUUCAUUAAAUCAUUAACUAUUCUCAAUUGUAAAUUCGACGAUUUAUUUGAAUUAUUUCAAAAUUUAUCAAUGAUAAAAUAUUUUAAAAUCGAACACCUAUAUAAUAACUUUAUGACAGUUGAUCAAUUAAAUUUACUUGAUAUUACUGUAGAAAAAUUUAUUAUCAAUGAUUCUCAAAUAAAAAGAUUUGAAAUUAUUGAAUUCUUAUUAAAUCAAAUGACAAAAUUACAAGUUUUUUCCAUAUCAUCAUCUCAAAUUCAUAUAAUAGAUGCAAUUCGUUGGCAAAAUUUGAUCACACAUUCACUUCAUCAUUUACAUACAUUUAAAUUUUGUUUCGAUUCUCAUAUUGCUGAUAAACUUAAAAUGAAUGAUAAAUUAACAAAAUGUCGACAAUUUCAAACAACAUUUUGGCAACAAAAUCAAUGGUUUAUCAACUAUGAAAUUGAUGAAUUUAGAUUAUUAAUUUUUACAACACCAUAUAUUCGUAAAGAAUAA